AUGGUAGCAUUUAAGUGGCAUUUUGCGGAUAGUUCAGCCAUGUACGUGUGGGAUGGUCGUGCCACAGUGCUGAUCCUAACCGUUCAGAACAAGAUCCUGAAUAACUGCAGUGAAGCUGCCCAAGACAGGUUGGGAACAGGGAAACUAAGUGAAAAUGAACUGCGUGGCAAGGUUGUCUGGGUGACAGGAGCUUCAAGUGGAAUUGGAGAAGAAUUGGCUUACCAGCUAUCAAAGAUAGGAGCCUUGCUUGCCAUCUCAGCAAGAAGAGAGGAUGAGCUUGAAAGAGUGAAAAAGAAAUGCCUUCAGAUCAGCAGCUUGAGUGAAAAAGAUAUCCUUGUUCUGCGUCUUGACUUGACUGAUAGAAGCUCUCAUGAAGCUGCUACCAACAGUGUUCUUAAGCAUUUUGGCAAGAUUGAUGUUUUGGUCAACAACGGUGGACGUUCCCAACGCUCUCUGUUCGUGGAUACAAACCUGGAUGUCUACAGUGCCAUAAUGGAACUCAACUACCUAGGUACAAUCUCUUUAACAAAACACGUCCUGAAUCACAUGAUCCAAAGGAAAAAAGGAAAGGUUGUUACUGUGAGCAGUGUGAUGGGUAUCAUGGGAGCUCCUCUUGCCUCCGGGUACUGUGCCAGCAAGCAUGCUCUGCAGGGUUUUUUUAAUUCUCUUCGGACUGAGCUGACUGACUACCCUGAGAUAAGUAUUAUCAACAUAUGCCCAGGGCCUGUACAGUCUAAGAUUAUACAAAACGUCUUUACGGAGAACCUUGCAAAGUCCAUAGAGAACAGCGGUGAUCAGUCCCACAAGAUGCCAACCAACCGCUGCGUCCGGCUCACCCUGGUGAGCGCAGCCAACGACCUGAAGGAGGCUUGGAUCAGUGACCACCCCUAUCUGGCCGUUUGCUACCUCUGGCAGUAUGCACCCACUUGGGCUUGGUGGUUGAUGAACAGAAUGGGCAAGAGGAGGAUACAGAACUUCAAGAGCGGAGUGGAUGCUGACGCCUCUUACUCAAGGAAGAAGAAGUAAGGACAAACAUGUACAAAAUCCUGCUUGUGCUAAGGCUGAGAAACUCUUCAUACUGCGUGACUGCAAACAAAAGCUUUUUUUAUCUGUUGUACCUUUGUCAUCAUGUAACUUGACAAGUCUAUCAAGCUGUAUACACAUUUGACUAAAUAAAAAACUCUUUCUAA
Molecule: messenger RNA, 1190 nt
Organism: Aptenodytes forsteri (emperor penguin)
Lineage: Eukaryota; Metazoa; Chordata; Aves; Sphenisciformes; Spheniscidae
Gene: DHRS7
Product: dehydrogenase/reductase 7
Exons: 8
Coding region: 1-1026 (341 amino acids)
Molecular function (GO): oxidoreductase activity
Source: RefSeq, a predicted model, not a curated record